AGUGAUAUUGUUUUGUAACGAUGGUGUCUAGAGUCUAAACUUGGCCUGCUAUAGAUUUAUUAGCAAGUUCACGUGUAAAAUAAUCAAUUGUCGAGAAAAUAAACUGCCUGUUUACUUUAAAUUUUUGUUUACUUUUAACAAAAGACUGCAGCCCGUGGGUAUAAUCGCAAGUUUAUUGAUUUUAUUUAUUUCUAAAAAAUGUCCAAGCAGAAUUUUAACACGGACUGGGAUGUCGAGAAACACAAAUUGGAGUAUGAGUGCGACGAUCAUUGGGAGUUGAGAAAAAACUUCCUUGAGGCUCACAAAAAUGAUUACCCUGAGGACCAGUUGGUUUGUUUGGCCCAAGUGUUUACUAAUAUUGAGCUUCUGGGAUGCAAGUAUCCUAAAGAAACGAUGGACUUGGUAGCAGAGCUGUCGCAAGAUGUGGCGAGAGAUUUUAGGGAGAAGCAAAAGUCGAAAUUGCAGAGGACGUUUGUCAAAGCUUCCGACGCCGCUAGCUCCAAGGUGAAAGGACAUAAUACUCCUCACACCGACGCCGCGUCAACAUCCACGAGUAAAAGAUGUAGCGAUGCCGAAGAUAAUCCCAGUAAAAGAAUGAAAAUAACGAGUCAGCCAUUUGGUAAUUUAGUUUUAUUAGAUUACCCGAAUAGUUCUCCUCAAAUGACUCUGGAUUCUUCGGUGAAAAUGAGUGGCCAGCGAAUCGAGUGGAAGUUUCAUAUGGCACAAAUUCUUCAAUGUCGGUGUGAGUUUUUUAUAAAUGGUAAGAAAGUGUCCGAAGGAGCUGGCAGUACAAAGAAAGCAUCGAAAGCUGAUGCUGCCAAGAAAGGUCUAGCUGUUCUUCAAAAAUAUUAUUAUACUAUUGAGAUAAAAGACGAUUGGAAAGUUAACUUGAGUGGGAAACAAUCAGAAUUAAAGGCAGAUGACCCUAAUGAUAAUUCGCUUCAAUCAGAUGGUGUUGGAGCUAAACUGAUGAAGUUGAUGGGCUGGGCUGGCGGUGGUCUAGGGAAGUCGGAGCAGGGUAUCACUGAACCCGUUACACUUAAGCGACAAAUAUCGCGAUCAGGGUUCGGAUUGAAGUUGACCUCGGAUAACAUGGGUCUGUUCAAGAGAAAAUGCCAGCAGACGUUGUAUCAAUACAUACGAGAAAGCGAUACACAUAAUUACCUAGUAUUUGCUGAUUUCACAAACGAUGAACGCGCAAUUAUGCACGAUUGUGCAAGAAGAAUGGGAUUAAAAUCACAAAGUCAUGGUACUAAGGAUCAGAGAACGUUAUUGAUAACGCGUAAGCUAGAGCCGAGUGAUCUUGUUAAGGAAUUAUUAAAAAUUGGUGGGAUCACUGAUAAAUAUAUAUUAAAAGCUCCUACUGAUGAUUAAAUAAGCUGAUAAAUUAUAUAUAAUUUUAAAAUAUAAAUAAUUAAACUGAAUAAAGUUUUUUUUUAAAUCAA
This is a messenger RNA of Microplitis mediator, 1445 nucleotides long. RefSeq names its product NF-kappa-B-repressing factor. The transcript is spliced from 7 exons. NCBI's taxonomy places the organism in Eukaryota, Metazoa, Arthropoda, Insecta, Hymenoptera, Braconidae. The record is from RefSeq and is a predicted model, not a curated record. Gene Ontology annotation, molecular function: nucleic acid binding. Bases 199 to 1374 code for a protein of 391 amino acids.